GAGGAGGACCAAACCAAAGCAGUCGGGCACGAGUCUCUCCUCUUCUUCUUCUCCUUCUUCGUCUCUUCUCCUCGUCGGAAGCCGCCGCCGUCUCUUCCUAAUACCCUAUACACAAAGCGGAGACCCUCCUAGGGCGGAGACCGAGGCCGGAUUCCUCGUCGCCGAUCCGGACCAUGGACGCCAACUGGCGUCCCACCCAGGGGUCCGACCCGGCGGCCGCCGCGGCCGGGGUUGACCCCAACGCGCCGCCCCCCGCCGGAGGCGACUGGCGCGCCCAGCUCCAGCCGGAGGCACGCAGCAGGAUCGUCAAUAAGAUAAUGGAGACACUGAAGAAGCAUCUGCCAGUAUCAGUGCCUGAGGGACUCAACGAGCUUCAAAAAAUUGCUGUGCGAUUCGAAGAGAAGAUCUAUACCGCUGCCACCAGCCAGUCUGACUACCUGCGGAAGAUUUCUCUGAAAAUGCUCUCUAUGGAGACGAAGACACAGCAGGCUCCUGGAAAUGCUCAAGUGAUUCAAAAUCAAAACAACCCUGGUGCAGCUUCUGGACUCCCUCCACAAGGCAGUAAUCAAGCACAGACAUCAGCAAUCCCCUUGAUGUCGCAGCAACAGUCCCGUCAACCAAAUACUUCUGCAUCUGUACAAACUUCUUCGCUCACUAGUAUCGGACAGAGCUUACCAGGUGCUAACCAAGCAUCAUUGCAGCAGAAUGUGUCAGUUAUGCCACAGAACACAAUGAAUAAUGGCUUGGCACAAGGCAAUUCACAAGAUAUUUAUGUUGCACAAAGGCAAAUGGCAGGAAGGCAGCAACAGCAACAACAAUCGCAGAACCAAUUAAUUUAUCAGCAGCAGCAGCAAAUAUUGAUGAAGCAGAAAUUGCAGCAGAAUUCACUUAUGCAACCCCAUAUUCAGCAGCAGCAAUCUUUGUUGCAGCCAACACAGAUGCAGUCUUCACAGCAACCCAUGAUGGCCAUGCAGUCAACUAAUCAGAGUGGUAUUCAACAGAAUCCGUUGAAUUCCGUACAACAAUCUGUUCAGUCAUUACUCCAGCAACCUCAGCAAUCUGUUACGAGACAGCAGCAACAAACACAAUCCUCCAUGCAUCAACAGCCUUCUCUGCAGCAGGCUCAGCAAACUCAGCAGCCCAACAUUUCUUUGCAACAACAACAGCAGCAGGUGAUGGGACAGCAGCCGAACUUGCAACAAAAUCAGCUAAUUGGUCAACAGAGUGGUGCUGUGGAGAUGCAGCAGCAACAAAGGCUACCAGUUCAGUCAAAUAAUCUUUUGAACAUGCAGCAAACACAGCAGAUGUUGAACCAGCAGUCUAUGCCCUUGCAUCAGCCACAGCAAUUGGCCUCUCAAGCAAACAUGUCAAAUCUACAGCAGCAGCAGCAACAAAAUCAGCAGCAGCAGCAGCUUCUUGGAACCGUGCCUAAUGUUUCAAACGUUCAGCGGAUGCAUAUGCUACAAACAAAGGCUCAGCAACCACAGCAGCAGCAGCAUGGUCAGCAGUCGUCAAUGGGUUUGAUGCAACCUCAGUCUCAACACAGCCAACUUCAGCAAUCACAGCAGCAUCUUAUAUCGCAGUUCCAGUCUCAUCCUAACCAGCUGCAGCAACAAUUGGGGAUGCAGCAGCAACCUUCAAUGCAGCAAAGACUUCAAUCGUCAGCUGGCAUGCUCUUGCAACAAAGCAACAUUGAUCAACACAAGCAAUUUAUUCAGGCACAAAGGGCUCUUCAAGAAGUUUCAUCUAGCACAUCUGCGGAUUCUACUGCUCAAACAGGCGAUUGGCAAGAGGAGAUAUAUCAAAUGAUUAAGAGCUUGAAGGACCUGCACUUUGCAGAACUCAGUGAAAUGUUCAGUAAGAUCUCUGCGAAGCUGCAUCAUGUUGACACCAUGAUACCAGCUCAAAAGUCAUCUGACCACUAUGAAAAGAUGAAGGGCUUUAAAACAUUGUUGGAGCGUAUACUGCAAUUCCUGCAGAUUAGUAAGAGUAACAUCCAACCUGCUUUCCGCGAGAAAGUUCCUCAGUAUGAGAAACAAAUUCUCAGUAUCUUGACUUCACAAAGAAGGAAGCCUUUGCAGCCACAAGGACAGCAACAGUUCCAGCAACCUGCAGGACAAGCCCCUAGUUCCAACAUUUCACAGCAGCAACAGCCUUCCCAAAGUUUGCAGCAGCAUGAUAGUCAUACCAAUCCUCAGGCAAGUUUGUCAAGUAUGAGCACCGGAUUACAGUCGUCUGGUGCAGCUGGUAUCCAGCAUGUACCUGCGCCUCCGGCUACAAACUUUAGUGUUCCAACACAGCAAAAUGGUGCAAGUGUACCACAGGCUGGCUCUGUUUUGGAGAAUGCUCAAGGAAGCAAUUUUAAUUCUUUGCAGCAUGGUUCGAUGGGUGGCACAUUACAACAGGGAAGCACUGGGCCCAUGCAGGGUGCAAUGAAUGCACAACUGCAAGCGAGCAAUAGCAUGUUAUCUCACAACUCAAUGAGUACGAUGCAGCCUAGUGCUAAUUCCAUGCAAGCAAAUUCAAGUUCAUUACAGCAGCUAAAGCAGCAGCAGGACCAUCAAAUGAUGCAGAAUCAGCAAAUGAAGCGUCAUUUGUUUCAACAGUACCAGCAAAAGCAAAUGCUUCAGCAGCAGCUCCCGAUACCGCAACAAUUACAGAAACAGCAGCAAUCCCAGAUGCAGGUUCCACAGCUUCAUGCUGGAAAUGAUGUAAAUGAGUUAAAGCCUAGACAAGGAACUGCAAUGAAACCUGGAAUGUAUCAACAGCACUUGGGGCAACGCAGCUAUCAUCAGCAGUUGAAACAGAGUGGUGCUUUCCCAAUUUCGUCACCACAAAACGUCCAAGCGUCAUCCCCACAAAUUUCUCACCAUUCUCCUCUGGUUGAUCAGCACAACCCGUUGUCAUCUCAAGUUAAGACUGGGACACCAUUGCAUUCAGCUAACUCACCAUUUGUUCCAUCUCCAUCCCCAUCUGUCGCCCCAUCUCCUAUACCAGUGGAUUCGGAUAAACCACUCUCCAAUAUAUCAUCGCUUACUAAUACUGGGCAUGGGCAGGCUGGACAUCAGCAAACAUCCUUAGCGCCACAGUCACAGUCAAUUGCUGUUAACACGCCAGGGAUAUCAGCAUCGCCCUUGCUAGCAGAAUUUACAAGUGCCGAUGGAAGUCAGGGUAACAUGCCAGCUCAAGUUCCAACCAAAUCAAGUGCAGAAAGGCCUGUAGAUCGCCUACUUAAAGCAUUGCGAACUACACAGCGCGAGUCUCUUAAUGCUGCAGUUAGCGACAUACGAUCUGUUGUCAGCAUGAUUGACAGGAUUGCUGGAUCAGCACCUGGUAAUGGCUCUAGAGCUGCUGUGGGUGAAGAUUUAGUUGCUAUGACAAAGUGCCGGUUGCAAGCCAGGAAUUUUAUGACAAAUGAUGGGAGCGGUGCAUCAAAGAAAAUGAAGCGUGACACAAGUGCCAUGCCUCUUAACGUGUCAUCCGGAAGUGUGAAUGAUAGCUUCAGGGAAACAUUUAGUGUGGAUACCCCUGAUCUGCAAUCAACUGCAACCUCACGGGCCAAGCAGCAAAAGGCUGAGGUAAAUCAUGCUCUUAUGGAGGAGAUCCAUGCGAUAAACCAACAGCUCAUAGAUACAGAGCUCAAUGUAUGCGAGGACGAUGCUGAGUCAUUUGCUGCUACAUCUGAAGGAGCAGAGGGGACAGUCAUCAAAUGUACAUAUGCUGCUGUGGCUGUUAGUCCCAGCUUGAAGUCCAUGUUUGCAUCAGCACAGAUGAGUCCAAUUAUGCCGCUGAGGCUGCUCGUUCCUGCUGGCUACCCUAAAUGCUCUCCGGUGUUCCUGGACAAGUUUCCUGAUGAACAAAGAAACUCUGAUGACCUGUCUAGCCAAGCCAGGUCCAAGUUUGGGAUACUGCUGCGGGGUCUAGAUGAGCCCAUGUCAUUGCGAGAGAUCGCGAGGACAUGGGAUGCCUGUGCCCGCAAAGUAAUCGUGGAGUAUGCUCAGAAGACUGGCGGAGGAACCUUCAGCUCGACUUAUGGUCGCUGGGAGAGCUGUGUGGGUGCUUGAAUCGGAUCCUUGUUAUGGUGAAGUUGGCCAUAUCCAAUUCCUGGUGUGGUGAUCGUAAAUUUUAUAUAUAAACCUUAAUUUAAACCAAAAGAUGCUGCCGCGGUUGUAGUCAUGGGAAAUGCUCCCUUUUGUGGUAAUACAUGUGACCAGUUAUUAUAAUUGGUUGUGAAUUGUGGGUAUAUAUAUAUAUAUAUAUAUGGCUUGGAAAUGGCA
Messenger RNA from Brachypodium distachyon (stiff brome), 4277 nucleotides. Its product is annotated as mediator of RNA polymerase II transcription subunit 15a. Lineage: Eukaryota; Viridiplantae; Streptophyta; Magnoliopsida; Poales; Poaceae. The transcript is spliced from 10 exons. The coding region runs from base 174 to 4064 and encodes 1296 amino acids. Gene Ontology annotation, molecular function: chromatin DNA binding; transcription coactivator activity. The record is from RefSeq and is a predicted model, not a curated record. Gene Ontology annotation, biological process: regulation of DNA-templated transcription.